UGGUCGUCAAUGGGAAAUUAUUUGGUGGUUUCUGCCCUGAAGACAAGACUUUAAAUCGACAUUCACCUUGUAUUUGAUUGGUCACAACCUUAUCACGCCGGGAAAAAGUGCUGCAGAUGUAACAUUUCUGGCAGACGAGGAAGGAGUUAGUGUGAAAUUUAGGUAGAGUUAUAUCAGUCAGUGGUAUCAUCAUGGCAGGGCGUGGGCGUGGCGCGAGGAUGAAGAAAUUAAAUGGAGGGAGUCUGGAAAAACCCAGACAACUGAAGAUACAGCAAGUGAUGACCAAUCUGAGGGAGGCAGAACAGAUUGUGUAUAAACUGUCAGACAGAAAGGCGUCACUUCAAGAGGUCAGUGACCUGUGCUCCAUCUCGAAGAGGCAUGGGAAGGAACUGGAGACCAGAAAUGAGAGUAAUUACUUGGAACUUGUUUUUUUACUACCCUUAAUAAGAUAUUCAACACAAUACGUCAGGCAGCUAAUUAAGGACCAGUAUCUCAACUCUCAGGGCAGAGGGCUAGUUAUGGACAUACUGGAGGCCAGGGCCAGGAAAUGGGCAGGGCCAGACCACGUCACCCAGGGACACUAAGAAGCAGAAGCAGCAGGAGAUGGCUCUCAUACAGGGACACAUCCAGAGAUCCCGAGAUGGCGCUGGAUCCCAGCACGACGCUGGAGGAAAAUGGCUACCC
Molecule: messenger RNA, 684 nt
Organism: Lingula anatina
Lineage: Eukaryota; Metazoa; Brachiopoda; Lingulata; Lingulida; Lingulidae
Source: RefSeq, a predicted model, not a curated record